Messenger RNA from Prorocentrum cordatum, 367 nucleotides. The record is from the annotation of a GenBank genome assembly. NCBI's taxonomy places the organism in Eukaryota, Dinophyceae, Prorocentrales, Prorocentraceae.
CGUGUGGCUCAGCCCGCUCGGGGGCCUCGGGCACGAGGCCCUGAAGCACUUCCUCGACUCCGCCAAGGGCAAGUUCGAGGCCGUGGUCGCGUUCCGGCCCACGGGCUGGUCCUGGGCGCCCAGGGCCAUGGCGCGGGGCAGCGACGGGUGCCGGGUCUGGGCCGAGAACGACGGCAGGACGCGGGUGUACGCGGCGGUGCGGCCUCGCCGGCUCACGCCGACGGUGAACUCGGAGACGCGCGCGGGCCGGGAGCGGAUGAUGCGGCCCUUCCUGGGCGUGGUGGACCUGCAGGCGGACCGCGAGCGGAUGGACCACUACCUCCAGGGUACCCAGGCCAAGGACGGCGGCGAGGGCCUCGCGGAGUUC